GUAAAAUGAGGGAAAUAAAAUAACAGAAAGUUACCAUUUGAAAUCAACAUCAUCUAAUUUAUUACCUUACCAUUUCAACGAAAGGCACUUGGAACAACCAAAAAGUUAUCAACUUACCAUAUCUCCCAAAUUAUGUUAACCAAAUUUUGUAAUAAAAUAAAACGUAACAAGUUUUCCUUCACACGAAAACCCUUGGAGACACAGGCUGUUUGCCGGCGUUUGGAGUUUUUUCACAAACAAAACCCAGGGGGAUCAUCACCACCCCCCCGUCGCAGCAAUGUCCAUCGCCACCUGCCUUUCCUCCCCUUCCUUCUCUCCUCUCCAUAAGUCUUUCUCCAUCCCCAAAAUUUCCACCACUUUCCCUCUCCACCUCCCCAUUUCCUCCUUCUCCACCACCACCACCACUCUCCGCUACCGCCAACCUUCUCCGUUUUUAACCUUCUCCGCCCUUCCCGGUGGCAAUGGUGGCGAUAUCAACAACUCAGAUGGUGGCGGUGGAAACGAUGACAAUGGAAAAGGCAAUGGCGGCGGUGGUGGUGGUGGUGGUGAGGAUGCGGGUGAUAAGAACAGGAAAGAAGCUAUGGUUGUGUUGGCGGAGGCAGGUAGAUCAAUGGAGAGUUUACCCAAGGACUUGGCGGCGGCGAUUCAAUCUGGGAGGAUUCCUGGGUCUGUUAUAGAGAGGUUCUUGGGGCUUGAAAAGUCGGGGUUCAUGCGGUGGUUGAUGCAGUUUGGUGGGUUUAAAGAGAGGCUUUUGGCUGAUGAUCUUUUCUUAGCUAAAGUCGCCAUGGAAUGUGGUGUUGGGAUCUUCACCAAGACUGCUGCAGAAUAUGAACGUCGCAGAGAAAACUUUUUCAAGGAGCUGGAAAUAGUUUUUGCAGAUGUGGUAAUGGCCAUAAUUGCAGAUUUCAUGCUUGUUUAUCUUCCUGCCCCAACUGUCUCUCUCCGGCCUCCUCUUGCUGUCAACGCUGGAGCCAUUUCCAAGUUCUUCUAUAGCUGCCCUGAUAAUGCUUUUCAGGUUGCUCUCCCGGGGACCUCAUAUUCACUUUUGCAAAGAUUAGGUGCCGUAAUGCGUAACGGGGCCAAGCUUUUUGCAGUAGGCACAACUUCUUCACUGGUUGGGACAGCGGUCACAAAUGCUUUGAUUAAUGCAAGAAAGGCUGUUGAUAAGUCUUCCGGAGCAGAAGUUGAAAAUGUUCCCAUACUAUCCACCAGUGUUGCCUACGGUGUAUACAUGGCAGUUUCUAGCAACCUCAGGUAUCAAGUGCUGGCUGGUGUAAUUGAACAGCGUAUUUUGGAGCCUUUGCUACACCAGCACAAGCUCAUGUUGAGUGCAAUAUGCUUUGCCGUUCGAACAGGCAACACAUUCUUGGGUUCCCUAUUGUGGGUAGAUUACGCUCGUUUGGUCGGCAUUCAAAAGGCUCAUGAAGAAGAAAACACCGCAUUGGAGUGACUAAUUUGGGUUAAACUCACCAUGAAUGCAGCUUCGCUGGUCUCAUAGUUGAGGGAUGGAAAAUCUUAGUUGUAGACGGUAGGUUUCAUUGAAUACAAAUUUCAUGGUUAAGCUGACAUUUCAAUAGUUUGAAUUUUCCUUUUGCUUCUUAUCCCAAUUACAGAAUAUAAGUUUUAAGGUUUAGAAAAGAGAAACACCCAUUUUCAAGUUUCAUUACCUUUCAAACCUGACAAUUGUAGGGUUGGUAUCAUUUUUGUGGAGUUUCUCAUGUCAAGUUAUUUUAUGAUUAUAUAACUUUUGGCAUUUUAAUAAUUUAUGUUUAUAUAGAUUUGGCAUAUUUUUGUA
Gossypium arboreum is the source of this 1795-nucleotide messenger RNA. Its product is annotated as protein RETICULATA-RELATED 4, chloroplastic. The record is from RefSeq and is a predicted model, not a curated record. NCBI's taxonomy places the organism in Eukaryota, Viridiplantae, Streptophyta, Magnoliopsida, Malvales, Malvaceae. The transcript is spliced from 8 exons. Bases 278 to 1450 code for a protein of 390 amino acids.